Molecule: messenger RNA, 1797 nt
Organism: Plasmodium cynomolgi strain B
Lineage: Eukaryota; Apicomplexa; Aconoidasida; Haemosporida; Plasmodiidae
Product: eukaryotic translation initiation factor 3 subunit 6 interacting protein
Exons: 2
Coding region: 1-1797 (598 amino acids)
Biological process (GO): translational initiation
Cellular component (GO): cytoplasm; eukaryotic translation initiation factor 3 complex
Molecular function (GO): translation initiation factor activity
Source: RefSeq, a predicted model, not a curated record
AUGGCCGAGUACGGGGAGGGCGAGAACGCCGCGGGGAUGGAGAAGCCCGUGAGCUUCGAAGAGGAAGUAGAGACGUUCCUGAUCAACCUGCACGACUUCGUGUACCACAGAAAUGCAGAGGCGAUAAAAAAUCUGUUCGACACGGACUUCUACGCCAUUUCGGAGAUCUACUUCAAGAAUAUCCGAUGGCCAUCUAUCAAAUUAGUAGAUAUUUUCUACAAGCAAAAGAAUCGCUUUCACAAUUUGAUUCACUCUCUGUACGAAGAGCUCUAUUACAGACAUGUGUUCAUAAUAAACGAUGUCACAUUGGAAGAUAGAAAAAAUGCAUGGGAUAAUUACAAAUGCUUAUUGAAUUUUAUUUCGAGUAUAUGUUCAGAUCCAUGUGGAGAUACAAAUGACAACGUGUUAGUGAUGCCAAACGUAUGGAUUCAUGAUUUCUUAUCAGAAUAUAUAUAUCAGUACCAAUCUAUGUGUCACUACAAGCUAAAAAUACUGAAAGAACCUGAAGAAAACAAACAAGGGAUAGACUUUCUGAUAAAAAACUCGGAUGUUUUUGAGAGUAGUAUUGUAUUGGAAGUGUUACAUAGUCUUUUAUUGAAAGCAGAAUUUACAACCCUUUCUGAGGAAGAAAGGAGUAUCUUUGUGCACAACGUUUUUCAUGUAUAUGUACUUAUGGGAGACUAUUACACAGCGUUGAAAAUUAUAUCAUAUAUUGAGUUAAGUCAUAAGGCACUAUACUGGAAAGUAACUCUAUGUCACAUUAAUAUCUUCUACCAUAUCGCAUUCUGCUAUAUGAUGUUAAGGAGGUAUAAUGACAGCAUAAAGGUAUUAUCUCAAAUUUUAAUUUACCUCUCUAAGCAGAAAAUUCAUCUGUCCAAUCAGCAGAGAUAUCAGCAGAGUCAAAUUCAAAGAUUAACAGAUAAAAUGUAUCUUAUUGUCAUCAUUUGUCACUCUUUAAGUAACACUAGACUAGAUGAAACGGUGUUACAGAACAUAAAGGAAAAUUAUUCAGGUAAAUUUUAUGCUCUCCUACAGACAUCAAAUGAGCAGGCUUAUGCAGACUUGUUUUACAAAGUGGCACCAAAAUUUAUUGACCCUCUUUCUAAUAUUAGUUUCCAACUGCUAGCUAAUUUUGAAAAUGUACAGAAUCAGACAUACAAUUCGGAUCCUAUGACUACUCAGCUGAAUAUUUUUUUAAAAGAUGUGUCUUAUCAGAAGAAGGCUUUUCAUUUUAUCUCCUACUCGAAGUUGUAUCAUAAUAUUCAGCUGAAAAAGUUGAGCAGCCUUAUGAAUUAUGGAGAGCAGAUGCGGAUUGCGGCGGAGGAGAGGGACAGACAGACGAAUGGGGAGGUGAACGGGGAGGUGAACGGGGAGGUGAACGGGGAUGCGGACGGAGUGGCAAACGGACUGGCGAACGGAGUGGCGGACGGACUGGCGAACCACUCGGGGGAUGCAAAAAAGGGAGAGCUCCCACCCAACGAGGAACUUGUAUCGGCAGACAUCAUGUGUGUUAAGAACUCCGGAAGGCAGCUGGUUUGGAAAGAGGGGCCACUCUACAAAGGAGAAGUGGUCACGACUGUGUUCGGCUCCAACUUCGACUUUUACAUCGAUAUGGAUAUUCUUAACAUUAAGACGAGGGCUCAACAGAAGAUUUUCAUUGACUACUUUGUGCACCAAAUUAAUAUGUGUAAAAACCUCAGCAAUAACUUGCAGGGCACUGCUGCGCCGCAUGCCUACAAGGCCAAGUACGACAACUUCAGGCGCAAGAACAAGGGCAAGGGCCGGCCCAAGCUGUGA